Sapajus apella (tufted capuchin) is the source of this 1351-nucleotide messenger RNA. RefSeq lists its product as uncharacterized. Gene Ontology annotation, biological process: phospholipid metabolic process; signal transduction; phospholipid dephosphorylation. The transcript has 7 exons. Gene Ontology annotation, molecular function: phosphatidate phosphatase activity. Bases 1 to 1212 code for a protein of 403 amino acids. The record is from RefSeq and is a predicted model, not a curated record. Lineage: Eukaryota; Metazoa; Chordata; Mammalia; Primates; Cebidae.
AUGUCAGGGGAUUUCCAGAAUCUGGGAGUGGGCACCAAGCAUGUGGCUGAGAAUCCUGGACAGCAGCAACAUCCAGAUGUACUUAGCAGAGGAAUAAGGGAUGUGCCUGGCUGGGGUAUCAACAAAGCCGUCAAUGCCAGCUGGCUGUUGAUGUUGAUGCUAUGCAUCCUGUAUAUGAAUUCUCCCAUCAGAAACUAUCUAGUUAGAAAGACUCUGUACUUCCAGAAGGGGCUGGAGAUAGGCACAAUACCAGCCCCUGCCUUCUCUCCAGAAGUAUUCCCCAACCCUGACAUUCACAGAGCCCCCUCCCUGGUCUCUGCCCUCACUUACAGUGGGGCCAGCCGCCCCUGCACCCCAGCAGAAGCCAGGCUCUUACAGCGCAGCCCCCCCCCACUCCAGCGCUUGCCACCCCAGGCACCAUCCCGGCUCCGGGCCCCUGCGCUGCCCGUUCUGUUCUGCAUUCCCUCUGUCCUGGAGCUGCCCCUGUUCCUGCCCUCCGUAGCUGACUCCGGCUUCCCUGGCCACCCUCAGCUCAGCAGGACCCCGGGAACCCCAGUGCCAUGUGACACCUUCCAUAAGUGUGGAAUUCAGGAGAAUCUUGGGCCUCCCACGUGCUGUGAGAAGAGCUCUUCCUUGCUGUCGGUGGGAGGCCUCGAGGCAAGGAAGGUGUGGGGGCCUCACAGCCCAGCUGGUUGGAGAACAUCACAGCUCCAAGGCCCUUCUCCCCCUCCAGCCUCCCUGCCCUUCACUAUCCUGUCGCUGGUGAACGCCCCGUGUAAGCGAGGAUUUUACUGCGGGGAUGACUCCAUCCGGUACCCCUACCGUCCAGACACCAUCACCCAUGGGCUCAUGGUCGGGGUCACCAUCACAGCCACCAUCAUCCUUCUCUAUGUGCAGACGCGGCUCUGCUGGAAGUGGGCGCAGCUGCUGCGGCCCACGGUCCAGUUCUUCUUGGUGGCCUUUGCCCUCUAUAUGGGCUACACACGCGCGUCUGAUCACAAACACCACUGGAGCGAUGUCCUUGCUGGCCUCCUGCAGGGGGCGCUGGUGGCUGGCCUCACUGUCCACUACAUCUCAGACUUCUUCCAAGCCCGACCCCCACAGCACUGCCCAAAGGAGGAGGAGCUGGAACGGAAGCCCAGCCUGUCACUGACACUGACCCUGGGAGAGGCUGACCACAGCCACUAUGGGUACCCGCACUCCUCCUCCUGAGGCUGGACCCCUCCCAGGCAGGGAAUGGCUGUGAGUCCAGCUGAGGCUGGCCCUCCAGGUGGUCCCUCUGGCCAUGGGUAGGCACUGAGGGCUCCAGACAGGCUCCAGGAACCCUGGGCUGAUGGGAGCAGUGAGCAGG